AUGAUUUUUAACUUCAAAAAAGGAAAAGAGAAGGCGCAAGAUGGAGGGGAUGUCGGGGAUGGCGGAGGCAGCGACGCGGCUCCAAGUGAUGGAAGUCAGAACGCAAUUAUGAACGACGAGGAGUAUGAAAAUUUGUUUCAGUUGAAUGAGCCCUACGGGGCCGGUCCGAGUUGCGUCCCCACGUGCGGACCAGAGUACACACAUAGCUACAGCUACAGUCACAGUCAUACACAGAGUCAUAGCCACGCAAAUGUAAUGGAGUCCAUGUGCUUCAACGAAAUAAAGAGCAUAGAGGAGGAUGAGUUGUUUGACGAUUCGAAACACCAAGACAAGGAUGCACUUAUAACAAAAUUGAGGAGCAAGUUACAAAUUAAAAUAAAAGAUUACAAUUUGGUAAUGGACACAUUAAUAAGGACAAAGGAAGAGUGUGCACAGAAGAGUGAGGAGGUGAAGGAACUACAAAAGAGGAACAGUCAGGUGGAAAAGGAAUGUGCAAAUUUGAAGAAUGUCAUUGAAAGAAAAAAUAUUGAAAGUAAUAUUCACUUUGGAGGGAAAGCUAUAAUUUCGGAAGACGCAGCGGGAGGAUCAGGAGGACCAAUGACUUAUGCACGUUACAAAAGUGAAUACGAUGAACUAAAAAUUAAAUUAGCCAAGGUGGAAGAGAGGUAUAAAGAAAUGAAUACAAAAAAUGAAAAGCUAAUUGAAGAAUGCAACAGCAUGAUGAAGGAGAAACAUAAAUUUGAAGCAGAAUUUAACAAACAAAUGGAUUCCAUUAAAAAAGAAAAUGUCAAUUUAAAAGAAACAAAUCAACAGCUCAAAGUGGAGAGAGAACAACUACUCAACAAAUAUCUUCAAAGUGAAAAAAAUAAUUUUAAAAGCAUUAAAGAAAAUAAAAUGGAGGUAGAGUCUUUGCGCGAAUUAAUACAUAAAGAAGAGACGAUGAGGAAAAAUGCAGUGGAAAGUUUAAAUAAAGCAAAGGAAAUUUUGAGCAAGUCCUUGGCCACAUCAGAGGGUAGCAUUAAAAAGUUAUUGGAGGUAGAAAAGGAUAGGGACGAAUUGAAAGAGCAAAAUGAUCAGUUGAAAAAAAAAAUGCAGCAAUAUAAAAAAAAGGUGGAGAACCUCCAAGAGGCAUUGACACAGUUUGAAUCCAUGUACAAAAAAAUUAUACAAAAAAAUAAUCUGUUAUUUUCUGUUACUCAUGAAUUUUUAAAUGGAAAAAAUUGUAACGUGAUGAUUCUCCGAUCCACUAAUGAUAUUAAACAUGUGUGCGAGAAGAAUAAAAUUGAUUCAACCAUGUUUGAGGAUAUUAAUUGCUUCUCUGCUCUGUACACAUAUGAAGUUAUUUUUAACACUCCUCUUCCUGACUCGGACGAUUCAGGAGACGAUCAUCAGGAUGGAAAAAAACGUGAUCACGAUAAGUAUAUAAAAAUUAAAAAGAAAAAAUUUAAAAGUUUGAAUUAUUUACUUAACGAAGCACAGGUCAAAAUUAUUGCUCUUUCGAGGUCGCACGAAAAAAUGGACAAGUCGCAUGUGAAUGUAAGGAGCAACAGGAUGAAGGACGAUAUGAAUCGUUUUGUGAGAAAAAAUUAUCAACUGGACCCGCUCACCCUUCAAGGUGAAAAGGCACACAUGGAAAAUCUCCUUCAUGAAAAAUUAGAAUAUAUAAGGGAUGUAGAAAACAAAGUCAAGGAGAAGGACAUGAUGGUGCAAAAGUUGAAGGAUGCUAAUUUUAAGGUUAAGUUGGAGAAAGAAACGCUACUUAAAGUCAUAUCUUCCAUUUCGAACCUAUCCUCUUUCGUUCACGUGGAUCGUAAUAACAAAAACUGCUCCAUUGAAAGCCUCGUGGAGGCUGCUGUUAACGAUUGCGUGGGUCGACAUGUUAAGGGUGGGUGUCUCGUAGACGACUUCAGUGGGAAAACUCCUUCCAACCUGAGCAAUAAUUCGCUUCUCCAAGGUGGAGCACCUGUGGCUACCGUUGGGGGAGCUGUUAAUGAGGCGCUUAGCCUGGUUGGCCUUUGCGCGGAUGAGGAUGCUUGCAAAGCAGGCCGCGCGCGUGCGCUGGCCGAGAAGGAAGAGGCCUUCCGUCAAAUCCUGGAGAACCUCGAAAAAGCAAUUGUUAAUAUUGAAAAUAAGCAAAUGAGUUACUUUCGCCGCAGCGAUUUGCUAAGUUAUUUCGAUAAUUACGUCAUCACGUUGGAGAUAUUUGGACGCAUCGCUGAGUACAAUGAAGAAUUCCGCGUGGAGCAUUUGCUCGAGGAUUGCUCCAUUCAUCGCCCUGUCUCGCAAGGAGCCCAUGCAGAUCCCGUUGUGCUGUCCGCAGAGCUGCACAAAUGGAAGAAGAAGCAUUCAGAGGAGGAGCUGUUGCACCAUUUAGAAGAAGCCAAGUUGAUUCAAAAGUACAGGCAGUUCUAUCACCAUCACUUCAUUCACAUCAACACGAUCUUCAACACCAUCGUUAGUUAUAACCUCAUGGACAUGGAGGCAAAAUACAAACUUGUUUAUGAGCGAUACUUUAACCUCUUUAAUCUGAACUUCAGUAAUGUAGAAAUAUCCUUCGACCUCUUGUUGAACCGAUUUGAAAGGAUAAUAAGACUGGCCAAGAGGUACGAGGAUAAAGUUGUGGAGAGUGAUAAGAGGAUUAAGGAGAUGAAUGUUAAUGAAGCUAAUUUAUUCGAACGGGGGAAGAAACUUGAAUACGACAUGGAUGUGUUAGCAAAGGAAAAGGAAAAGCUUCAAAGGUUAGUAAUGGUAAAUGAGGAGGAAAUAAAACGAGUGGUUAAUAACCACGCACUUGUGCAAAACGAAUGUAAGGAAUACAAAUAUAAGCACGAUCUGCUGGUCGACAAAUAUGAACAAGUGAAAAAGGAGAAGCUUCUCAUGGAAGAGGAGCUCUCCAGUAGGGACAUGCGAAAUGUGAAACUCAGUGAACAGAAUGAAGAAAUGAUUAAGCUGUAUGAAAAGGAAAAGGCAUACCUCCACUCACUAAUACAAGAGGAAAAAGAGAAUAACCAAUUUCUAAGAGAAAAGCUCAAUUCAUUCUUUGCCCUGAAUGAACAAAUAAAAUGUGAUUACGAUAUUAGAUUGAACAAUUUGAAUGGUCUUUGGGUUGAGGAGAAGGAACACAAUAAGAAAAACGUAUCUGACAUUAAUAAUCUGAAGAUGGAAAAUUUGAAUUUAGUGCAAAGGAUUAAAGAAUUGGAGAGUAAAGGUUCUCUCAUGAAGAAGGAGCUCAACGAACGUGUGAAGCAGGUGAAUGUGUUGAGGCACUGCAUGGCUGUUUCAUCAUCUGUAACGGGAGGAAAGGAAGGGCAAGAAGGGGAAGAUCAGAAGGACGAUAUGGAGGAAGAGGAGGAGGAGGAAGGAACAAGCGUUGCAGUUACCGCUAUCCCACCGGUUAACAUAACAAUGGGGUCGUCACAUCUUCCUUUACCACCCCAAGGAGGAAACAAUUAUUAUCACCAGUCCAUUAUCGACGAGAUAGAGUACAAAACGGAAAAGGAAGUAAAAAUUAAAAAGUUACAAGAGAGUAAAGCUGAUUUGGAAAGAGAAAUUAUGCAACUCAAAGGAGAAAAAGAAAUUCUCAUGGGAGUGAUUGAGACGUGGAGGAAUUUCAGUGCAUGCAGCAAGGAUGAAAUAAAAAGGCUAAAGAAAAUGUGCAGUGAGCAGGUGGAAAAGCAUAAAGAAUUUCUCUUAUUAAGUCAAUUGAAUGAGGAGAAAUUAAGUAAAAUAAAUGAUAUGCUAGGAGUAGAACAAUCGAAGCAUGUGAAGGAGUUGGAUGAAACAAAGGACAAGCUGAAUGAUCAGAUUGAACAGUUGCAAAAUAAUGUAGCGGAGAAGGAAAUGGAAAUUAAGAAAUUGAAAUGGGAUUAUGAACAGCUGCAAAUUAGAAUAGACGUGUUAGAAAAUGAAAAAAAAAAUCAUCUGGGUAUGAAACAAAAGGAGGAAGAAUAUAUAACACUGCUGAAAAAGGAUAAGGACAAUUUGCAGAAGGAACUGAAUGGACUUGUUCAAAAAUAUCAAUCUGAGGUGGAACAAAAUAAAAUCUUAAUCAACGAGAGAGAGGUCAUAGUCAAUUCACACAAGGAAGAAAUAAAUAAUUUGAAAGACCUAUUGGAAAAUUUAAAAAACGACAACUCCCAAUUGAAUGAUAUGUUUAAAAGAAGAGUCAACCUAAACGGAAAUCAAAUGCUUAAGACAAGGUUAGAACAGUUGAUUGGUGUAAAUAAAGACCUGCAGGAAGAACUCCAUGAGAAUUGUACCCUACGGGAUAAGGUAAAUUUUGAAAAUGCUGAAUUGAAGCAAAAGUUACAAAUUGAAAAGGGGAAACUACUCCAGCAGCAAAAGUACAUCGCCGAAUUGCAGACAAACCUAAGUGAUAAAAACAGCCUAGGGAAUUUGAAUGACGAAUUUAUUUUAAGUCUUAAAGCAAAUCUGCAAAAGAGUAGGGUAGAAUUGCAUAACCUAGAGAAGGAAAUCGAGAAGGUACAAAUGAAUGAAGAAAAAUACACAGUGAAGAUAAAAUUGCUGGAAGCUCAAUUGUUAAGGAAGGAGUCGGACAAAAGGAAAAUGGAGCAGCAGUUGGAGAAACAGAGCAGUGAGCAUGCAAUCCAUUUUAACAAAAUGAAAACCGAUUUAGAUGUAAUUAAUGAACAAAACAGAGUCCUUCUACUUGCUAAAGAGGAACAUGAAAGGAAAAUUGAAGAAUUGGAGAAGGAAAAUAAAUUUUUCCAGUCCACCAAAAACAACGACACGGUCAUUGUAGAAAAUGAGAAGCUACAAAGUCAAGUGACGCAGCACCUCGCCAUGAUCAAUGCAAAGGAGAAGCAGAUCAUUGGACUUAACUUCCAGAUUAAAAAACUCACUAAUGAGAAUGCUGAAAUGAGGGCGCGCGUGUGUGUUUCGCAGGUGGGUGGUGAUGUAGCAGAGGAAGCGGCCGUGGGAGAAACAAACAACUCCAACGUAUCGCUCGAAAUACACAAAUAUAUUAGCGAAAAUAUAGACCUGACAGCGGAACUGGAGAAUAGGAAUGACGUGAUUGAACAGUGUAAAGAGGAGGCCAGGCAGAAGGAUAAGGAAAUUAAAAAGCUGCAAGACGAUAUCGCUACUCUAUCGGGUAGUAUAACAAAAUUGAAAGAAUCCCUAAUCAUUAUGGAGCAGUACAAGGAUAACAUGAAUAAACACAUAAAGGAGAAGGACGAGUUGAUUGGUGACCUCAUGAAAAAGUACAAUAAGAAAAUAAAUUAUGCGUGUCAGGGGUAUAGCGAUAGUAGUGUGAAGAACAAUAGCUUCACUGCCUUGGAAAAUGCUAUGAACGCAUCAUCGGAAGAGAUUCUCAGCACGCUGAAGAAAUUUUCAGGUAAUGAAACAGGAGUUGCUGGACCAUCCACGCAUAAUGGAGGACAACCCGUUUCAAAUGGAAGUGAACACAUCGUCAUAAUCAAGUGUAAUAUACUAAAACUAUUUAAGUUAGGAUCUUGCUACCUGUACAUAAUAAAUCGCAAUUUAAAAGAAAUUCAAAUUUUGAAAAAUCAAGUGAGUUCUCUCAAGCAGAGUAUACAAACACAGAAUGAGUUUAUUGAAAGUCUUAAGACAAAAAAUAAAAAAAAUGAAGUCAUUCAAGUCAAUAACCUAGACCAAAUUGCACAGCUAAAGGAUAAUAUACAGACCAACGAAAGCUCCAUUAAAAAUUUGAAAACAAAUUUAAAGAACACAGAAGAGAUUAACAAAUUACAUGCAGUAAAUCUGGGAAGGUACAAAAGCUUCAUUGGUCAUCUAAUCCAACAUAACAUUGUCAUUUGUGAUAUUUUUAAAGUUGUGAAUUCGAGGAAGAGGGUGGAAGCUUCCAUACUAAAUCAACUCAGUAGUUUGAAAAAAGUGUUCCAUUUGUUUAUGUACGACUCUAUUAUGGACGAGCUGCAGGGCAGUGCGGGUUGUGAUGACUCCGCCAUGGGUAAACAGGAGGGCAAGUGGACAAACGUGAACUACGAAAUUGUGGAGGAAGUCUUUCAGCAUGUUCAGAAAUUUGCUCAUAAUUUUAAUUCCAUGAUAGAAAAUGGGACGGGCGAUUUUGUGAGUUUCCGCGAGGAGGCAGAUCCCGACGGGGGAAGUGGCGACUUUGCCAAUAGUCACUUCACCAAUCGUGCAUUCAAUCUCGAUGCGAGUGAAUCGUUGACUGAAGGCCAACCAUGCCAUGAACGCGUGUUCCCUUCCACUAGUGAAGGAAUCGCAAAUGUACAUUCGGAACAGAGUCACAACUUUGUGCAGGGUCCAAAUGAGGAACAACACCCCACCAAUGAAGCUCCCCAAGCAGGAACUACAGAUAGCAUAAAUGUGGUAAAAGUGGAUGCAGUGAGGGGUGGUGAGGAGCAAGCAGAGGGUAAAGAGGCAGGCACUGGGGGAUACCUAUCGCAAUCACGCGAGAAUGUCGAGCCUCCACAAAGGGGUGCCGUCAUCCCAUCAGAUGAACAAGACGCAAGUCAAGCAACGAACAACGAAACGUUGGAACGAUAUGAGGAAAAUGUAUUGGAGGAUGACCACCAGGGGGAAGGAGAGGCGGCAUGCACGUCGGGAAAUGUCACAGGCUUCAUUCGAGGCAUCUUCCGAGGUAUGAUUCGCGAAGAGGACGAGGGAAAUCAAACUUCGCAGGAGCCAAGUGAAGCGUCCUCCAGUCCUCCAAGUGAGGACGACGCAAGAUCAUCUCACCCCAGCGAAAAUGGAUUAGAUGUAAAUAUUGAAGAAGGACACCCUGGAGUUGUUACCUCUGCUUUGGAAAAUGCAGCGGACGACAAUUCGGUGUCUUGCGCGGAAGCCAACACUAAUGAUCGCGAUGACACAGUUCAGUCGUCUCGUGAAGGGGAUAAAGAAGAAAUGGACGAUGGAGGGGAGACCGGCGCGGAGUUCUGCGUGGACCAAAUGGAUCCCUCUCACGUUGUAGGCGGUGUGGAAGGAGAGCAGGACAUAUCGCAUAGCGACGCGCAUAACGCGGCGCAUGAGGAGGAGGAAGCUGCAGAGGGGUACACUCCCACGGGGCCGUUAUUCAACAUGCGAGAAGAAAUAAACCCUCAUGAGGAGGAGAGCGAAAUGGAAAGCACGAGGGGAUAUGAACAGGAGGAACCGCAAAGUAACGAAAUGCAUAACGACGAACGUCUGUCUGAUCAGCGGCCGCCUGACCAGCUGCCGCCUGACCAGUUGUCACCUGACCAGUUGUCGCCCGACCAGCUUCCAAGCGAGCAAGGGGAUUUGCCACCAUGGACUCCCCUGACAACGCACGCGAUGAAGGACCUCGACGCACCCAGCGAUCGCGUGGUGAGUCCGUUUAGGUCCAAUGUGUCGGAGGACAACUACGACACGGGGGAGGAAAAAGGAAUCAAAAAAAGAAAAUACAGCUCCGAUUCAGAAAUGGUGAACGUGAAUUGUCCUACGUCUACGAGGCAUUUGAAGAAGCCAAAAAAUACGACGGAAGGUGGUGUGCCCACUGUGAACAGUGAGCAGGAGGAGCAGCACGAGGCGCAGCAGGACGAGCAAGCGGAACAACCGCAACGCAGUGACCUGGAGGGCAGCUGCAUGGGAGAUGGUGACAGUUACCCCUACGAUGAUGAAGGCAGCAGGGAGGAUAACCUCAACGCUGAAUUGUACACCCAUGAAAGGGAAGAAAACAGAUUGUUGGAGUCGGUGCAAGGAGUGGGUGGUCACGAAGGGGAGCUACACAAUUCUAGAAGCCCCUGCGAUGAUGCCGACCACAAUCUCCUUCACAGCAAUCAGUAUCAUGAAGAAGAAAAUAAUGAAAUGGAGAGCAACAGAAGUUGUUAUGUAAUUUCUUCAGACGAGGACGGUGAGAGGGAUGACGAUAAUGGAAGGAGGGAACUCGCGGGGUUACGCCAGCAGGUCCUUGAAGAGGAGGAAGAAGACGACGGCGACAACGAUGAGGAGGAGGAGGAGGAUGAACAGGACGAUGAUGAGGACGAUGAAAUGCGUGAAUACGAAAAUGAAGAUUACGAACAGGAUGAAGAGGGGGAAGAGGAAGAUGACGAGGACGACGACGAGGAUGGUGAUGAUGAUGGCCAAGACGCAAAUGAACACUUCAAGCCGUAUGAACAGUACGACGACGAGGACGACUAUGACCACUACGAUGGCGAUAACUCCAAGGAUGAUAUGGGUCACGAGGACGAUAUGAGUGAAGCAGACGAUAUGGGUGAAGAGGACGACAUGGGGGAGGAGGAAGAGUAUGCCCAGUACGAUGAGUACAGCGGGAGGGAUCCCGAAGGAGAAGAAGGGGAAGAGGAGGAUGGACAAGGUGCAGGAAGAGCGCUGUCUGAAAAUGAACCCCUCGAUAGCUCCAACGAAAACGCUGAUAGUGCAACAAACAGCCCUUAUCAUGAGCGGGGUGAAAGUUCGAAUGACGAGCAUCCCCACAGUGACUUUUCGAGGUCUACACAUUCCGAUGGGGACAAUGAAACGGAGGAAGAGCACCCCGCUCUGAUGAACCCUUCAAAUGCAAACCUAGCACAGAAUGAUCUGUCGUAUGAGGAGAAUGCAGAUCAAGGGGGGGCCAUUAGCAUAGCGUCUUCUCAUGAAAACAAUGAACACGUGUUUGACAAACAGGGGGUGGAAAGAGAAGGGGUGGGUGCGGAUGGCGACCCUGAAGAUGGCCACGCCGAGAAUGGCGAUGCCGAUGAAGGCGAUGCCGAUGAAGGCGAAGCCGAUGAAGGCGAAGCCGAGGAUGCAGAGCAGGACGCCCAAGAGGACUAG
This is a messenger RNA of Plasmodium fragile, 8748 nucleotides long. RefSeq lists its product as uncharacterized. The transcript has a single exon. Lineage: Eukaryota; Apicomplexa; Aconoidasida; Haemosporida; Plasmodiidae. The record is from RefSeq and is a predicted model, not a curated record. Bases 1 to 8748 code for a protein of 2915 amino acids.